AUGUCCAUUUCUGCCGAAAGAACGCAGGAUGCUUCGACGACCUUGAACAAACAUGAAGCUCCCGUCAGGGAAGUCUCUGGGUCCGUGGAGAGGGUGCAGUCUUCAACUGUAAUCUGCCAUGCGAUCGUGCACGAAUUCCUCGAGAAAGUUCAGUUCUCAUGUCCGAGGUUCAUACGCGACCUGGAGCUCGAGGCUCGCGUUGCUGAGGCCGUCCGAACGUGGGGUCACGAAGAACGUCUUCGGCCAUAUGUCGUCACAGGUCUUAUCCUCACGAUCACUGCGUACAAUCAUGUCGCACAUUUCGAGACGCGGGUGCAGAUUACCCUGUUCACGAUCGCAAUCAAUGCUAUGAACGACCGGCAGAUUUACAACCACCUCUCCGCCCGCGAAUUCCACCGCCGGAUGUGUAUCGGUGCGGUUCAAGACGAGACCGGCAUGCUGGGGACGCUGAUGAAGGUACUGGACUCCAUGUGGGACAACUACGCAUGCUUCACCGCAAACACUAUCUAUGCGUCUGCCUUGCGCCAUGUUAAUGCGAUCCUUCUCGAGAACAAGACUGACAUCACGCUUUUGCGUUCCCAUGAUCUUCCAUUUGUGGAGUACAAACGAAGCAUCACUAACACCCCAGAAGCAUAUGCGUGUUUCAUCUGGGACAGGCGACGCUAUGUUAUACGUCAGGCACGUGAAGUGAGCGGAAUUUCGAGCAGCAUCGUGAAAUACGCUCACCCUUCAUACAGCGACAUCUUGUCGUUUUACAAAGAGGAGCUUGUGGGAGAGCGCGCGAACUACGUCCAUGAGCGCGCAUAUCAAGUCCGCGACAUUCUCGGCGAAGGCGAGGCACGAGCUGCAUUCGAGAAUUUUGCCACAGGCUACAUUUCAAUUUAUAUUGAUACACCUGAGAAGCGGCGAGCCGUUGAUACCGUUUUGAAGGGUGAAAUGUAG
This is a messenger RNA of Postia placenta MAD-698-R-SB12, 942 nucleotides long. RefSeq lists its product as hypothetical. The record is from RefSeq and is a predicted model, not a curated record. The coding region runs from base 1 to 942 and encodes 313 amino acids. The transcript has 6 exons. NCBI's taxonomy places the organism in Eukaryota, Fungi, Basidiomycota, Agaricomycetes, Polyporales, Adustoporiaceae.